Messenger RNA from Biomphalaria glabrata, 6847 nucleotides. Its product is annotated as cyclin-G-associated kinase-like. The record is from RefSeq and is a predicted model, not a curated record. The coding region runs from base 141 to 4154 and encodes 1337 amino acids. The transcript is spliced from 25 exons. Gene Ontology annotation, biological process: positive regulation of Notch signaling pathway; regulation of clathrin-dependent endocytosis; protein phosphorylation. Gene Ontology annotation, cellular component: cytoplasm. NCBI's taxonomy places the organism in Eukaryota, Metazoa, Mollusca, Gastropoda, Planorbidae. Gene Ontology annotation, molecular function: ATP binding; protein serine/threonine kinase activity; AP-2 adaptor complex binding.
AUGAUCCGCCAGCAAAAGAAACAGAGAUGGAAUAUUUAUCUUGAUAAAUAAAAGGGGAAUUCUCUAGAUCUACAUGAAUUUUAAAGGACAGCAUAUAUUAUUGAAAACUAGAUUAAUUCUUUCUGGACGUUAGGUUGAAUAUGGCAGAUUUUUUCAAAUCAGCUUUGGGUGGAAUUAUGGGCACUGGUAGUGCACAAUCUCGAGAAGUGAAUGAUUUUGUGGGUCAGAUUGUUGAGCUUGGCAACCAGAAACUGAGAGUCAAACGCCUCAUAGCAGAAGGUGGUUUUGCGUAUGUAUUUGUUGCUCAGGACACAGCUACUGGAAAAGAGUAUGCUUUAAAGCGCCUGCUGGCUAAUGAUGAAGAAAAAAAUAAAGCAGUUUUGGAAGAGAUCAAAUAUUUGAAAAAGCUAUCAGGACAUCCAAAUAUCAUCCAGUUUAUCUCAGCAGCUGCUAUUGGUGCUGACCAGUCCGAUCAUGGCCAGUCUGAAUAUUUACUGUUGACAGAGCUUUGUUCAGGUGGGCAGCUAGUGGAUGAGCUAAAUCGAAGAGGUCAUCCAUUGCCCUUUGAUCAAGUGUUGCGUGUGUUCUAUCAGACUUGUAGAGCUGUGCAUCAUAUGCACAAUCAGAAUCCACCUGUUGUUCAUAGAGAUUUAAAGGCUGAAAAUUUGCUGCUCAGUUCCCAAGGUGUCAUUAAACUGUGUGAUUUUGGUAGUGCUACAACACAGACUCAUAACCCAGACAGUUCUUGGUCAGCUAUUCAAAGAAGUUUAGUGGAAGAUGAGAUCACUAAAAAUACUACGCCCAUGUACAGGGCACCUGAGAUGCUUGACUUGUACCAGAACUAUCCAAUAAAUCAAGCCUGUGAUAUAUGGGCUUUAGGUUGUUUGUUGUUUAAAUUGUGUUUCUACAUACAUCCAUUUGAAGAUUCUGCCAAACUUCGUAUCAUCAAUGCCAAUUAUGUUAUACCAGAGUCUGACACAGAGUUUGAAUUACUGCAUGACCUCAUUCGGGGCAUGCUGAAUGUGAAUCCUGAAGAUCGUCCACUUAUAAGUGAUAUAUUAGAAAGAUUGCAAGAAAUUGCUCAAGCCAAAGACAUUAAUCUAAAAGAGCCUCUCAGAUUCCAAACAAUGUCUCAAAAUUUUAACCAAGACAAUGGUGAUACUAGAAGAUCAGGGAGUAACAAUUCCUCAAAUAAUCCUGGAUAUGAAAGUAAUUUUGGUGUUGGAUCAGCUGCAGGAUCUCUGUUUAGCUCACUUAAAGGCGGUGCUGGCAGUAUGCUUAGAAAUAUCAAGGAUGCGUCUAGUAAAGUUAUGGAAACUGUGUCAAACACUAUGAAUAAAACAGACUUGGAUAUAUCUUACAUUACUUCCAGAAUAAUUGUUAUGCCUUAUCCUGCUGAAGGUGUAGAAUCUGCAUUUAAAAACAGCAUUGAUGAAGUUCGAGCUUAUUUAGAAUCCAAGCACAGAGGCUCUUAUGCUGUAUAUAACUUAAGCCAAAGAAGUUAUAGAGUGGCUAAAUUUGAAAACAGAGUCUCAGAAUGUGGAUGGGCAACUAAGAAAGCCCCACCAUUGAACAAUCUGUUUGCCAUUUGUAAAAACAUGCACUUGUGGCUACGCCAGAAACCUCGAAAUGUUUGUGUUGUGCAUUGUCUAGAUGGAAAAGCUAAUUCUGCUUGUAUAGUAGGUGCUUUUCUAGUGUUCUGUCGACUUUUUGAAAAUGCUUCAGGUGCAAUGCAUUUAUUCACUGCUAGACGUUCUCAGCCAGGCAUAUGUCCUUCUCAGAAAAGAUACAUUGACUACAUUGGUCAGAUGGUGUCUGAUACUCCUUGUCUACCACACUCCAAACCAGUUCAGUUGAAGUCUAUCACAUUGCGGCCUCUCCCUUUGUUUAAUAAAAUGAAGAAUGGUUGCACACCUUUUGUAGAAGUAUAUAUUGGUGAGGACAGACUCAUGUCAGGAUCUCAAGAGUAUGAAAAAAUGAGGCAGUUCACACUUGAAGAUGGUAGAGCAACACUACCUUUGAAUAUAUCAGUAACUGGUGAUGUGACUCUCAUUGUCUACCAUGCACGGUCAACAUUUGGUGGAAAAAUUCAAGGCAAAAUUACAUCAAUGAAAAUAUUCCAAGUACAGUUUCACACUGGAUUUAUUCCUGAUGGAACUUCAGAGAUUCAAUUUAAUCAAUAUGAAUUGGAUCAACUAGACACAGCUGAUAAGUAUCCAGACAUGUUUACAGCUAUCAUCUCGUUGGCUGUAUUGCCUAAUGAGAAAAGUCCAACUGAAAAGAAACCAUGGGAAAACUUUCCAAUUGAUAAGCUUACCCCUAAAAUUUUGUUUUCUUCGAAAGAAGAAAUUCAUCAAACCUUUUCAGAAUUUGGCAUUUCUGAUCGUGCUAAAACAAGAAUAAGUCGAGCUUCUAGUUUUGAUUUAGAAUCAUCAGAUUCUCCAACUACACCAGUUAAGCAAGUCAAACCACAAGAGAACAAAGUUGAUCCCAUUAAAGUAUCAGCUAAUGGUCGUCCUGUUGGCAAGAGCAAUUUUUUUAGCACAUUAACUUGGCAAGAGGAUGGAACAGAAGCCCCUCCAGCACAGCCUACUGAAUCUGAACUGGGCUUGCUGCACAACCAGUCAGAUGAUGAAGAUGAUACUUUGAAAAGCUUCUCUCAGUCCAGAAGCACUAAAGAAGGUUCAGAAGUACCAGCAGGUUAUGAAACAAUCAACGAAGCACCAAGAGCUAAUGCAGACAUUGUUGACUUCUUCACUGAUGAAAUCAGGAAUGAAGACUCAGCACCGAAACAGGCUGAAGUAGUUGAUCUUCUGAACAUGGGCUCAGCUGGGGAGAGGGUACAGACCAUUGGGAAUCAGAUGGACCUAUUAAAUAUUGCCAAUGACCCUUCCAAUGUGGACUUGCUAAGUGGGCACACAUCAGUUCCUGCUUCCAGUUCAACUGGGCCAGACUUGCUUGGCUUGUCAAGCUCUAAUGAUAACUUUGAUCCCUUCCAACAAUUCUCGGCUGUUCCUUCUUCUAAGCCUGACCUUAUGACAUCUAAUACACCAGCAGCCAAUGAUGUGUUUGACCCGUUUCAGAAAUUUUCAAACAGUUUUCAGGCCCCUGCUGCCACCCCUGCACCAGCUACAUCACAGCAAAGCAAAUCUAAGGCUGAUGAUGACUUUUUUGCAUUUAUAGAAGAUACACAAAGUAGCUCUAAUAAAGACCCUGAGCCAGAUCUAAUGACUGGCUGGAAUGCCAAAGACCUUAAAAAUUUUUCUGGUGUUUCCAAAUCCCCAACACACAACUUGACUCCAGGUGUCAGUGGAAUGCACAAAAGUGCUAGUACUGGUUCAGCAAUGAACUUUGGUAGCAUGAUGCAAGAUCAAACAGGUAGAAAUUCACCAUUGUCUGGCAUGGGAAUGAUGGGAAGUGGAAUGGGACCAGUUCCUAAACAAGAUCCAUUUGCUGACUUAGGAAAUCUAGGUGCUAAGAGUUCAUUUAAAGGAUCCAAUCCAUCAUUUUCACAAAAACAACAGCCGUCUGCAAUGGGAGCGAUGUCAGGAAUGUCUGCAGCAGGACUUCAGCCCAGACCUGCUUUUCAAAGCCCUGCAGCUCAACCACCAAGGCCCCAGCAACAACAGUCACCUCAACUCAGGCCUCAGCAGCCACAAGCAUUUUCUAAACCAAACUACUCAAGCAGUGUCAUUGGUGAUAGAGAAGACAGGAGCGCACGCAAGAACUUUGGUCCCAAGCCAAAGGUUACUGCUGACACAUUCAAUGAUUUAUUAGGAGAACAUCAGUUUAGUAGCCGCAAGGAUGAACCAAAGACACUUGGUGACAUGAAGAAAAAACAGAUGGCAGAAGAAAUGGAUCCUAUAAAACUAAAAGUCAUGGAGUGGACAAAAGGCAAAGAAAAAAAUAUUCGAGCUCUUCUAUGUUCACUUGGAUCAGUUUUAUGGGAUGGUGAGGCUAGAUGGCAACCAAUAGGAAUGCACCAGCUUGUUACCCCAGAUCAAGUGAAGAAAGUCUAUAGAAAAGCUGUCUUAUCUGUUCACCCUGAUAAGUUGACAGAUGAUCCCAACCAGCCUCUAGCUAAGCUUAUCUUUAUGGAACUCAAUGAUGCCUGGGCCAAAUUUGAAGAGGAAGGUUGCAAGGCGUUGUACUAAUUUCCACCUGUUAGAUUUGUACAGAUGAUAUGCAAAAUGUAUGCAAAUAUUGCUUUUAUAUAAUAAAAAAGGACCUACUUGUUCUGUAGUUAGAGAGUAAAUUAUUAAUUAUACUAUGUAGAUCAUAGCCUUAUUUAGGGUUCUAAUCUUUUUUUUUUUCAAUUCAGUACAAUUUAUCAUGUGUUCUGUAUUUUUACAACAGAUAAUGUCAUUUUUCUUUAAAACUGGUUAGCUAGUACAAUUGAACUUGUGACCAUUAGAUCCAUCUAUUUGUUAUAUUUAUUGAAUUGCUCUUCCCGUGACCAAAUUUGUUCACAUUUAGCCAAGCUUUGAUGUAUGUUAUUUUGAAGAAGAUUAAUUUUUCUUUUCUUGUUCAAUGGAAACAAAGUCUUGUACUGGAGAAAGUAUGGAGAUUUGGAAUGCGUUUUCAUUGUUUUUAUUUGUUAUUUUAUUUGUCAUGGAUGUUCAUUGAAACUCAGUAAUUUGCCAAUUGUCCUACUUUGUGCUGAAUCUGUUUAAAAAUAAACAGUACAACAAAGCAUUUUAUUUGAUUGAAAUAUUUCUUUUGUUCUACGAUCAUAAAUAAUAUGUCACUUUCAUCGACCAUUUUUUUUCUCUGUUACAAAAUGUCAUCUGUUUGCUGGAUUUGUUAGUUCUAGAUUGUGAAUUCAGACUGUGACUUACUUGUUUGCUGAUAAUAAACAUUCUGUGAUAACAUUGACUGUAAUCUUUGAAUGUUAGCAACUCAAAAUUAUAUAUAAGGAAGAAACACACAAAAAAACAACAAAAAAACUCUCAUUGUUCAACAAUGUUCUCUUUUUUUUAAAUAUUGGGGGGACCAUAUGUAUUGUAUUCCAUUUAUUUAUAAACCUAUUGAAAGUUAAAUUGUACUUAAUAUCAUCUACUCUUAACAAUUUUACUUAAAAGUUGUUUUUUUCUACUUUGUAGCAAAGACAUUUCUAAUUUUGUUUAAUUUCAUAUAUCAUUCCAAUUUUUUAAAAUUCAAAAUCUCCAUUCCCCAUAUACAAUACUAAAACUUAGUAUAUUAAAGAGCAAAUUUUAAUGUUAAUAUAUUGUGCGCAUUUGUUUUUAUUAUUAAAGACAAUUACUAAAUGCCAAUAAAAAAUGUUUUAUUCAAAAACAUAAAGUUUGGUGAAGGCAUUCUAUUUCAGCAUGUUAGCUAGGAUAUACUUUCAUGGUUUCUAAAGUUAUAAAAACUUUCUGACCCAUAAUUUACUAAUAGGAUAUAUUGAACUCAUACACUGGCUGUAGUAAGUAGUUAACUAUUAUCAGCAUUUGACCUUUUGUUUAAAUUGUCAGGGCAUAUCUUUCAAUAAGGUCCAUUGUGACUUAAAAUUUCUUGCGCUUGUGAAAUAGCAUGUCUUAAGAGCUAGCAGGGUUAUGUAUGCUAGAUUUUCACUACUAUACAGACCCUUAAAUAAUAAUUUAUUUCAAUUUUUUUUUUUCUUGACAUAAAGUAUGACUGCAAUUUAAGAUAUACAAAAAUGAAGGAUUGGUAGAACAUUCUUCCCAUGCUACUAAAAAUUCCUUAAGUGUUACCAUCGUAGUUUGCUUGUAACUAUAUUUUAAUAAUCAAUAUGGCUUGCAUUGUUUUAAGAACUUCCAAAUUAAAUGCUUUUUUGUUAACUAGUGAUGAAGCAUUUCUUGAAUUGCCAGUAGAGUUUACUUAUGAAUGGGUAGUAAUUUAAAGUGUGCAUUAGCUGUAAGAGAUGUUGAACUAGUAUUCAUUUUUUAAUACAACUUUCUAUAGAAUGGAAACUAAUAUUCCAUUUCUAAUCAAAUUGUUAUUUCUGUUCUCUGAGCCUUAUAUCAAUGAACUGCUACAUAAUACAUAAUAUAACCUCCAGAUGAGUAGAGACCAAACUCAGGCUGUUCUUGAAAUGAACAGAUUUUAUGUUCCAUAAGAGUCAGCAAUAUUAAACCAAGAACUUGUCUGGUUACAAACAUUUGUUUUGUUGUAGUAACUGCCACUUGUCUUUACCAAUAACAUAUAUGAUCUUAUCAUUUAGACACUACUUUAAAAAAAAAAAAAAAGACAUAAUAUACAACUAUAUAGUUUUAUCCUAUAUAACAAGUAACUAUGUAGCAUUAAACACAGAAGAAUUGCUUAAUGUGUAUAUAAAAUGAAACUGGUUUAACAGAGUAAACUAAACAAAGUAGUGUUUAAUAAUUUAGGUAUAUCUCCACCUUUUUUUUUUUUAAAUACAAAUUGUUAUACUAUGUGUUCUAAUUUUGUAAAAGAUCAUAAUAUCCAUUGAUAAUUUUAAAAAGUCAUGAACUUCAACACGUAUUUUUCUCUUAAGGAAUAUGAUUGAAAUAGAUAGAACAAAAAAAAAACUUAUAGCUGUAAAAUUCAACGGUUUAAAUGCAGAAAGUGUAAACCAAUCAUUUUUACAUCUCAUUGAUUCAUUUUGAGUUGAAGAGCCUUGGUGUAUGCUAGAGAUAUUUUAGUUUAGUCAUUUUUAGAUUCAAUGUUGUACUUUAACAUGAUUGUUCAGAAAGUAGGAGCACUUUUUAAUUUGCUUUAACAUUUGGUCCUCCCAGCUCUGGAGGGUCUAUUCAAAUGUAACAUUUUUGUCUAUUUGUAUAUAUGCAUGUUCACAAGAUGUGCAAUAAAUUAUUGUGGGAAUAGAUAUUAACAAUUGUAAAUAAAUAGCUUAUAGCCUAUUGAA